Messenger RNA from Lipotes vexillifer (Yangtze River dolphin), 768 nucleotides. RefSeq names its product syntaxin 6 (gene STX6). Gene Ontology annotation, biological process: Golgi vesicle transport; intracellular protein transport. The transcript has 8 exons. The record is from RefSeq and is a predicted model, not a curated record. Gene Ontology annotation, cellular component: membrane. Bases 1 to 768 code for a protein of 255 amino acids. Gene Ontology annotation, molecular function: SNAP receptor activity. NCBI's taxonomy places the organism in Eukaryota, Metazoa, Chordata, Mammalia, Artiodactyla, Lipotidae.
AUGUCCAUGGAGGACCCCUUCUUUGUGGUGAAAGGAGAGGUACAGAAAGCAGUCAACACUGCACAGGGAUUGUUUCAGAGAUGGACAGAGCUCCUCCAGGACCCAUCCACAGCCACGAGGGAAGAAAUCGACUGGACCACCAACGAGCUGAGAAACAACCUCCGGAGCAUAGAGUGGGAUCUAGAGGACCUUGACGAAACCAUCAGCAUAGUCGAAGCAAAUCCUAGGAAAUUCAACCUCGAUGCAACCGAAUUGAGUAUAAGAAAAGCUUUCAUCACAAGUACUCGGCAAGUCGUCAGGGACAUGAAGGAUCAGAUGUCAACUUCAUCUGUGCAGGCAUUAGCUGAAAGGAAAAAUAGACAGGCCCUGCUAGGAGACAGUGGCGGACAGAACUGGAGCACUGGAACGAUGGAUAAAUAUGGGCGCCUUGACCGGGAGCUCCAGUUGGCCAACUCCCAUUUCAUCGAGGAGCAACAGGCACAGCAGCAGCUGAUCGUGGAACAGCAGGAUGAGCAGUUGGAGCUGGUCUCUGGCAGCAUCGGGGUGCUGAAGAACAUGUCCCAACGCAUCGGAGGGGAGCUGGAGGAGCAGGCAGUUAUGUUGGAUGAUUUCUCUCACGAGUUGGAGAGCACUCAGUCUCGGCUGGACAAUGUGAUGAAGAAACUUGCAAAAGUAUCUCAUAUGACCAGUGAUCGGCGCCAGUGGUGUGCCAUCGCUGUCCUCUUCGUGGUCCUCCUGGUCGUGCUCAUCCUCUUCUUAGUGCUGUGA